CCGCGGCGCCCUCGCCGGGUGCGUGCCGCUCGCGCGCCCGCCCGCCAGGCUCCCAGCGCCCGCCGCCCGCGCCCGGCUCGGCGCCCCGGCCCUUCCGCCCGCGCUUCAUGGCUGCUCAGGAAUGGGACUGGUUCCAGCGCGAGGAGCUCAUCGGACAGAUCAGCGACAUCCGAGUCCAGAACCUACAAGUUGAGAGGGAGAAUGUGCAGAAGAGGACCUUCACUCGAUGGAUAAACCUGCACCUGGAGAAGUGCAACCCUCCUCUAGAAGUUAAAGAUUUAUUCGUUGACAUACAAGAUGGCAAGAUCCUGAUGGCUCUGUUAGAAGUCCUGUCUGGGCGAAAUCUGCUCCACGAGUACAAGUCCUCGUCCCACCGCAUCUUUCAGCUGAACAACAUAGCGAAAGCCCUUAAGUUUUUGGAAGACAGCAACGUAAAACUGGUUAGCAUAGACGCGGCAGAAAUAGCGGAUGGCAACCCCUCACUGGUUCUUGGGCUGAUAUGGAACAUAAUUCUCUUCUUCCAGAUCAAGGAGCUCACGGGCAACCUCAGCAGGAGCUCCCCGUCUUCCAGCCUGUCUCCCGGCUCGGGGGGCACAGACUCAGACUCCUCCUUCCCGCCCACGCCCACGGCGGAGAGGAGCGCGGCGCUGUCGGUGAAGGACCAGAGGAAGGCCAUCAGGACCCUGCUGGCAUGGGUGCAGAGGAAGACGAGGAAGUAUGGCGUGGCGGUGCAGGACUUUGCGGGCAGCUGGAAGAGCGGGCUGGCCUUCCUGGCUGUGAUUAAGGCCAUCGACCCCAGCCUGGUGGACAUGAAGCAGGCCCUGGAGGACUCCAUGUGGGAGAACCUGGAGAAGGCCUUCACCAUCGCACACGACGCCCUUCACAUCCCCAGGCUCCUGGAGCCGGAAGACAUCAUGGUGGACACUCCGGACGAGCAGUCUAUUGUGACGUACGUGGCACAGUUUCUAGAACAUUUCCCGGAGCUGGAAGCCGAGGACUUUGUGGAUGCGGACAGAGGAGCCCCGAUCGAGUCCACCUUCGUCCGCAUUAAGGAAGCGCCUCCUGAGCGGGAGAGCACGGUGCUGUUCCUGAGCGAAGACGGGGAGCGCGCCUACACCGUCAACCACGAAACCAGCCACCCGCCGCCCUCCAAAGUCUUUGUCUGUGACAGGCCCGAGCGCGCCGCAGGACCCUACCUGGGCGGCGUGUCCAGCCAGGUGCUGUCGGACACUGCCACCAAGGUCAUCCACCAGGUCAUCGACCGGGUCCUCCAAGACGUCCCAGGUAAGACCAGCAACCUCGGUGAGCCGUCUUCAGAUUCUUCCAUCUUAUCCAGAAAGGACAACCGGGGCUCCAACCACCUGCCCAUCAAGAAGAGUGUGCACUUCGAGGCUGACUCCUACCACGACGCGUCCUGCAGCAAGGGCACGUUCCACGGCCAGGACGCCGGCGGCGUUGCAGGGAGCCCCAAGGGGGCGAAGGAGCCGUCGAGGCAGGAUGGACGCGUCUUGGAGGUCGCUGAGGAAAAGCCAAAACAGGAAGUCCCCAACAUCCCCAAAGCAGCCUCUGACGAGGCCCUGGAUGAUGUUCCCUUGGAGGACGGUCAGAUGGGUCACUCUCCGACUUCCCAGGACUCUCCCUCCUGGAACGGGGCAUCGUCCGAGAGGGCAGCCAGCCCCGGGGUGGGAGGUCGGCCCCAUUCACCCCUUGGGGAGGAUACGGUUGUGGCUGACUCCCUGGAGAUCAAGGUUGAGCUGCAGACCGUGGAAGCUAUGGAUAAAGAUGACUAUUUUGAAGGCAUACCAUUAAAAGCCUCUAAAUUUAACAGCGACCUAGCCGAUUUCGCCUCCACCAGCCAGGCUUUCGAUGAGGACCCUUCGCCCCCUGAGAAAACAUCCGAGGAGGGCGAGCUCGUGGGGGAGCCCGCUGAGACACUGGGGAGAAGGCGGGGUACCCCUGCCCACCAGCAGGAGGGUUCAGACGAGCCCCCGGGGAAACCCGGCAAGCAACACCCUCACAAGGUCCCCGGACAAGAAGACCAAGACUAUUUCUUGGCCCCUGAGGAGGUACCGGUGGACAAAAAGCCGGAGGUGCAUGAAAAAGCGAAGCGCAAAUCCCCGCGUCGCGGGCGCGGGGAGGAGGACGGGGAGGCCGAAAGCCCCCGGGAGCCCCGCAGGGAGCUGCCUCGCAACCCGCCCUGCAGCCGCGUCAGCCUGGACGCCCUCGUGACGCGCAGCGAGGAAGGCCUGGAUUUCAAACCCUCCCCGCCCCUCUCCAAGAUUUCUGUCAUCCCCCACGACCUGUUCUACUACCCGCAUUACGAGGUCCCCCUGGCUGCGGUCUUGGAGGCUUACGCGGAAGGCGUGGAGGAUUUGAAAAACGAAGAGCUGGACCUCGAAGAGGCAGAGGGCUACCUGUAUGACCUGGGGCCCCGGGUGGAGGAGCCCGAGGCAUCCGAGAGCAGCUGCGGCUCCUCAGGGCCGGGCGAGGACCAGCCCCCGUCCACCCUCGAGGAACCCCAUCUGGACAGGGACGCAGAGGGUGCCAAACCAGCCUCGGAGCCCACUCCCCCGCCCGCCCAGCAGGACCACCAGCAAAGGGAGGCCGAGGACAGUGCCCCCGUGGAGAGUCAGCAGGCCCAGGAAACAUCCCCAAACUCGGAAAAUGUAGCGAACCCUUCCGAAGGAAAGGUCGUGGGAGAAGCCAUCAGCAGUAAAAAAAAGGAGAAAAAGAAACAUGUGGACCACGUAGAAAGUUCAAUAUUUAUAGCACCUGGAACCGUUCGAUCCUCAGAUGACCUAGAAGACGACGCUGGCGACUACCGAGUCCUUUCCAGGACCAGCCACAGCGACUCCAGCAUUUACAUCCGGCGACAUACCAAUAGGUCUUUGGAAUCGGAUCAGUUUAGCUAUGUUCAAUUGCGGAACGCAGCCGAUCAGGAUGACAGAAGAAAUCGAAUGUCAACCAGGUACAAAACUCAGAAGCUCACUGAGCUGAUCUUACAGUUCUAUGGCAUCAGAGCAGACAAGAAGAGGGAAGGCAGACAUGCCAGGAAGUCUAUGAAAGCCAACCACUCUGGCGAAGCCACCCUGCAGGAGGAGAGCGCCAGCCCGCAGAGCGACUCGCUGACCCAGCUCGUGCAGCAGCCGGACAUGGUGUACUUCAUCCUCUUCCUCUGGCUCCUGGUGUACUGCCUGCUGCUCUUCCCACAGCUGGACGUCACCCGCCUCUGAUGCCCGCGUCCGCAUAAUAAAAAGAACAGGACCCUGCCCGGGUGGGAGACCUUUCUACUUCGUUUUCUUUCGGGGUCUGGACAGGGCGCCUCGACAGACGGUUGAGGAUCUCCCAGGAAACUUGGACUCCUUGCUUUUCUUUCUUUUAUGUUUUUUUUCUCUUCUCGUGAAUCCUAAGCAUGCUACGUACUCAGCACUCAGGGGUAUGCCGGACCCUUGGGUGGGCUCUAUUCUCGUGUGCCUUGCUCUGUCAGUUACUAGUUUCUAGCCAUAACUCGGUCUCAGUCCAUCCCACACGCAGGUUCUUAAGGUCCUGGAUGGACUCGAGCUACAUUCCCCUCCGCUGAGGGUCCCUCCGGUGGGGAAGAGGGUGGAUGCCCCGGGCAGAACCUCUGCUGGGGAGGAAACUGGCACGUUUUCCUCCAGGAGGGGCCGUGUGAGUGAAGAUGCCCAGUGUCCCUGCACGUGUGUGGUCUGGCGAUGGGGUGGGGACAUGUCAGGGACGCCCAGCUGCCAGCUGCAGGGAGCAUCUGGGAAUGGCCGAAUCCAAGCAGGAAAGUGAACGCUGUGUCGUGAGCUUUUUCACCCUCGGUUUUGGGGUUUUGAGCAGGGAAAGUGGGACGCAUUUUAAAUUUGCUUUUGCAUUGAUCGAAUUGGGGUAAUUCAGGACUUUCAGACCUUUUCCACACAUGGAACCCUCCUUUCGAAGGAAGUCUUGGGGCGGCGUGUGGCCAGUCCUGAUGACAGAUCAAAGCGGAGCUCUGGGUGAUGCAGGGCAGACUGGGGGUCCCUCCGCUUUGCUUCGGCAGCCCCCCCGGCUUCCAUCACUGGCUCCUGCGGCAUCUGUGCUGAUCCCCAAGACCCCCUGGGCCCUGCAAAGCCCCAGAAAGAGCCUGGGGAGGAGAGCAGAAGAGGCUGGCUCAGGACCAGUCCGGCUGAGGCGAGGGCUGGCCGUGGCCCAGCAGGUUCCUGCCCCGGGAAAGGCUGCAUGCGCACCUGCUACAGGGCGCAGCCUUGGCUCAGGCAUCCUCCGUGGUCCCUCACGGGGGGUCACCUGGAAAGGCUUUCUUUCUGGAAAACACCCCGAGGAGUGGACCAGAGCAGGCAGUGGUUUGUGAGUGGACAGAGGCACCCACCAGCCCUUCCGUCUUCCAGCCUGGGCUCCCCCUGCACCCCGUUUCCUGCGGAGAUGCGGGUCAUGGCGACAGUGAUGGUGCAUUGGCUUCUCCUCCCAUUGCCCUCUCCGCAGUGAGCAUGAAUUAGGUGACACAUAUGAAGUCACCAACUAUCAGAUCAGAGGGGACCACCAGACAGCAUCUUGUCCAGCCGAACGCAGAGAGGCAGCGUGGGUCAUCCAAGGUCGUCUGCAGCUCAGGCCACAGGGCGCCCAGUCCAGAGCUCUCACCGCAUUUAGGGGACUUCCGUUGUGCCCAUGGAUGUCCUGGGGGAAAAAAAAGAUAAAAUCAUUAGAUAAAAACAGCCUCAUAAAAAAAAAAAAAACAGAAUUGUUAUGCCAAUCUUCCACCCCCACUUUGUUCUCACGUUUUUCCCACAAAGUCAUACUCACUUCAGGCUCGUCCCCUGUCUGUCCGGGGGACCCUCAACAGCUCUGACAGCUUGUUGGCUGACGUGCCGGUGCUGCUCUCCCUCCAGGAGUUAGUUCCCCUCUCAGCAAGCCAAGGACUCCCUUAUUUCCAGCAGUAAGGUUCCAGGUUGCAGAACUGCAGCAUGGCCAAGAGCACUAGCGCAGCCCAUGUGCAUGCCAACAGCCCCACGCCGGCCCCCGACCCGCUCUGGACUGACUGCAGAGCCUGCCUUCUCUCUGCAAACCGGGCUGAGCUUGGAGGGGCUCCACCUCAGAGGGCACGCGUCCCGUGGAAAAUGAGCUCAUUCGCGAGCGCCCGGGCAUCAUGGGAAGCUCAAAGGUGCAGAUGAUAAAGAUUACCCGUGCGAUGUUUUAUAACCCCCAACACCACGCAGGGUGCACCUCCGUUAGAAAGGGCCGGGGAAGAGCUGACCCAAACAUUCAUCGUUUCAUUUAUGGGUCUAGGCUUGGUUGAGAAAAACCUCUGCAGGCUUCUCUUCUCGCCCGGUACAACUUGUAAUAUUGUUUAAAACCAUCGGCUGGCAAGAUGCCGGAAAGUCAUUUGGUUCAGGCUGGCAGCAAACUGAUUUUUUUUUUUUUGUAAGGGAAAAAUAAAAUGUCUCAUUUGAGUAUAGGCUCCUACGGAAGAAGCUGGAUAUUAACGGUGGAUAGAGAAACCUGCUGGAUACACCACCCCGUGGCUUAUAAUUUUUCAAAAAAAAAAUUUGUUUUAGACUCUCAUCCAAGCAAUACAUGUUCGUAGUUUAAAAAGAAACAAACACGGCGAGGCUUUUAAUGAAAAGCAGCCCCUGAGUCUUGCUCUCUGGAAGUAACACUUUCAGCUCUUUCGAAUAUUUACCUUUGCGUUCCUACGUGACACGCGCGUACUUUCAUCUUCAAAGUUGAUUCAGAAGCAUCCGCCGGCCGGCCAGUGUGGCAGAUGGGGCUCGCACCCCACCCGCCCCCCACCGUAGUUUGCCGGCGCGGUGAGACCGCGGUGUCUGUGCGCCUCUGCUCCGUGCGGCUGCGUGAGGACGUCUUCACCCCCAAACCGCGGGGUGCACCGUGCUUCCGGGCUCUCUCUUGUCCACUUGUUCCCCCUGGAUUUGAUUUUUUUUUUCAAAUCAGAUGUGUGGCACAUUCUUUAGUAGCUCCUUCAGAAAAGGAACCUGGGAGUAAACAUCGUAAAUAUGUUGAGAUUUGGCAUAACUUGCAAUGCCUUGAUUUUGCCCUCACCCAAGUGUGGCUUGGGAUAGAAUUGCAGGGGGAAAUAAUAUAAUGCCUCUCCCCAUCCCCCCACCCCCGACGUGGUCAUUGAGAUUCUGAUGCCCCUCUGAUUCCCACGCCCAGGGACCAUGGACAGUCCCCUCAUGGUUAGUGUUCCGGGCUGUCCCUAGGGUAGCAUGCCCUUGGUGGCAUGCCCCAUGCCGAUCUCCUGGGGAGGGUCUUCAGUUUUCUUGGAUUGUUUACCUUUCUCUCCGGACCACCUGUGUCUGCCAUGUGGGACCUCUCUGGUGAACCCUUUAGUAUUUUUCACCUUCUCUAUCUUUCGUCUGUUUUUUUAUCUGCUUCCAGGGAGAAUCAUUCCGUCUUAUCUUCUCAAUACACCUGAUGAAUGUUUUGUGUCUUUUUUAAUUUCCACAUCAUUUUCUUCCGCCUCCUGUUUCUGUUUCCUAGCGCCUUGUCCUCGUUGCCCGGGUGCAGGCCGUGCAUGUCUGUGGGUGUUGGGGACAGCGGGGUUCUGGGGAGCCCCUUUCUGCUCUCCUUGCGCUUUGGUUUCCUCCCUGUUUCGGUUUUCUCAGCUAAUCUCAGUCUCUGACUUGCACGUGACAAGAUUUUUUUCCCCCUCAAACCUCUGGUGAUGCCCUGGACCUGGCCGUUUUUAGGAGUCACGCAUCAGAGAAUGAAUGGGAAGCUCAUUGUGGCAGGUGGUGGGCGUUUCUGUGGGGUCACCGGGGGCGCACCCGGAGUCUUCAGGGGAGGACCCGCGUCGCAGUAUUUUCAGGCCUUUCCUCCGGGGCUCACUGUGUGUCUUCAGAGAUACUUCCUCUCCUUCGUGCCUGGGAGACAGGGGCGCACGCAGGGCUGCUCCCAGCCUGGGCGGUGCCCUCGGGUGGAUGGCUCAGGAAAAAAGGUGCCCACAUCGGGCAGAAGCUACCUCUGAGCACUUAGCUUGAUUGGCAGAGGGUACCUACUGCCCGUUCCCCCAGGAAGACGCAGCCCUGAGCACGGGCAAGGCUUGAGGAGCGGUGCCAAGGGCGAGACUUUAACUCCUCAUUGCACCUCAGCCAAGCACCUUUGUGCAGAGCCGUGGUGCCCGGAGAUCCCAGCGCACAGCCGAGUGCCCGGCUCCUGAGCUCUGGGCACCUGAGCUCUGGGCAGGCCGUCCCAUCCGAGUGGGUAUGUGGGCUCACUGAGCUCCUCCCGCCUGGCAGGGCCUGGUGUCGCUGGGCUGGACCUCCUCCAGAUCCUCCGUGGAGCGGGACAGCUGCACGGGCUGCUCACGACACGCCCCUGCGGGAGCCCUCUGCCCAGCUCACUCCAGCAGCUCUGCCCCGGCUCCUCCCGCCUGCCGCCGCCUCCUUCCCGUCCUUGGUCUUCGAGAUUGUGUGACCUCCAUGCCUCUGCUGCUCUCUGCGUGGGGCGUCACCCGGGAAGAAAGCAGCCCACAUGUUCAACACAGCAUCAUGAAUCACAGGUCCCAUCUGAGCUUUCUCCCCACUUUGUUAGGUGGCUCCGUGCUCUGUGGACUUGUCUGUGAACUCGCCCUGAGUCCAACCAGGGCUGGGGAUGUCUAUCCUGCCGGGCCGCGGCCUCUGGGUGCCUUUGUAGAAUGCCGUGCAGGAGGGUGAAAUAGCACCCACGGGCUCUCUUGAAUGCCACACUGCAAAGAAUUAUUCUCCUCUAGCCCCCUUUUCCACCCCUCCCCCCCCAAAUUUCAGAUCUCCCGCCUCUCCACAAGCUCAUACAGUUCAUAGGUCUUCUCUGCCACCCCCACUGCAUUCGGAGACCAGCAGUCCACGCUGGCGUUGGCCAGAGAACCAACAGGGUGGCCCCUCUGUGACGGAGCUGGGGGGUGUUUCUUCCUGGCCAGACCGGCCGGGACCGGGCACUGGGAAGGAUGUCCUCCCUGCCCUCUAGACAGCCACCCAGGACACACAGUGCGUCUCCCUGUCUGGGGUUCAGCGUCGUUCCCCCCACUCUUCUCCGUGCAGUGCCUGCCUGCUCUUAGGCCAAACGGUGGGGGGCAGAAGCACUUGGAGGCAUCUGGGGAGUCCUUCCUCAAAAGUGCAGGUUAUUCCAUAGCCUCGGGGACCGUGUGAGGGCCCAGCACCUCGUUUAAGAAAUGAGAAAGCAAGAUUGGGACGUGGAGAUGACAGUCACACUGCUAGUAGGUGCCCCCCAGAGGGACAGCCGGGUUCCCAGUUAGGUUUUCUGCAAAACUGCAGUCCCCGGCCCCUGAAGCUCACCUGCCCUCCGCUUCUGGCCAAGGACUCAGAACAGCCCGGGGCGAACCUCUCAAACACACGCCAGAGUGACCGAGGGGAGAACGGGUCUUACUCAUGACAAUGCCUCACGGCUUCUGGGUAAGAACGGGUCUGUGCGGUUCCGUCGUUGGACUGUGGUCCUGUGAACUCUUGCGUGCGAGCUUGGUUUUUCUGAGAUGCCCGGAAGGUCUCCAGAAACCCCACCGGAGUUCUGAGACGUGGCCUCUCUCCUCUCUGCUUGGAGACCUCCCUCGGGGACCUCUGCCCAGGGAGCCACCCACAGUCAGCUUUACCACCCAAGGCCCCCAAAGUGGGCUGUGUCAGAGCUUCAAGCCGAUGUGGCUUCUCAGAACCUUCUCGGUGACCCUCUGGCCAGGGAGCCGGCACAGAGCUCUCCCGGCCCCGACAUCGCACAGUCCCUGCCGAAACCGCCUUCGGGGGAGAUUUGAAGCCCUGGGAUCCCCCACGAAGAGCAGGUGCCUCCUCUGGCCCCUCCAGCUCGAGAGUGGGGCUGCUCCGGCGACGACGUCCAGGUGCUGGGGCGGGUGGGUGACGGCUGCAAGCUGGCAUGGGUGACAUCAUGCUCAUUUGCUAGAAAUCGCUGCAGAGUUUGCCUUAACAGUUAGCCAGCUCUGUGCGGGAGCCAGGAAAUGACGCGGCUUCUGUGCUGGGCGCUGCGCUCCACCGAUCUGCCCCGCCCUGCCUCUCGUGGGGCGUGUGCGCGCGCGUGAACGACAGCCAGCUGCUCAGGGAGGGGCGCCCGAUGCACGAGAAGCGUGGGCUUUGUGUGAACUGCACCCGGAAUCUUUCAUUCCCAUCAGACGCCACCAGGUCUUCACGCCCCACGUGAGCGCUCGGCCCUCCUUGCUCUUGAUCUUUCCAGGUGACACAGCGGUCUUCAGGCCUCGUCACUUCCCCACCGCUGUGCACGGGCCUGGGCUCAGAGGGAGCUCGAUCGGGGAACGGGGCCUGGAGACUCGGAGCUCCGGCUUCUCCGAGAGUCCGCAGAGGCCCGCGGCUCAGGGGUUCCUCCCACUCCUGCAAGCGCCAGGCCUCGCGGUGCCAGGGGGACCGACUCGCGUUUACAAUUUGUUCUGAGGAUCUUGGGAAGACACCUCAGGGUGGCAGUUCUUCCCAGCCCGGGGCUGUGAUUUCAAGCCAGAAAACAUUCUUGUUUAUAAGGAAGAAAACAACCAGUAUUUUGUGCUGUGGGAGCACAUGGCCUUUCAACGCACUCACGGUGCCACCGUCUCUGGCCCUGAUCCCUCCGCUAACUUCUAAAACUCCCUGCCACUCAGGUGUCACGUCCAGCUGUCAUCUGGCAGGGCUCCCUUUAACUGAACCCAUUUUCUUGAAAGGUCACUUCCUCCUUCUGCAGGACGUUUUGUGGGGUCAGAAAGGAGGGCAGGCGCGGGAGUCAGCCGGAGGUCAGUUCGCAUCUCGGCUCUGUCACCAGAGAGCUGGGAGGUCGGGGCCAGUCAAGCUCUCCGAGCAUCUUGGCUGCAGAGCAGACCCUCGGUGUGUAUUUGCUGAAUGACCUGGAGCUCCCUGGCACGUUUGAUAGGAUGUGAAACGCUCGGUAGCUCCUCGGUCCCCCUUUCCCCCCUCUCCAGGCUUCGAAUGCCCCUCCUUUCUUGGCAUUCCGUUUCCGUGGCCCCUCCUAACCUCUCCCCGACCCACCCUCAUCUGGCCAGCUGCUGGGUGUCAGAUCUAACGCACGCCUUUUACAAGAGGAAGUUGAAGCCAUCGUGUGCCCACUAACUCAUCCGACCCUUACAACAAUCGCGGGAGGUGGUUAGCCCGGAGCGGAAACUAAAGCACAGGAAGGAAAGAGAGCAAGGUCACGGGCGAGGACGCAGUAGGCCCGGGAACACAGGACUCCUUUUCAGAUGCCGAUUUUCACCCUAGGCAGCACUGCUGAGCAAAUAAAGCUGUGCCCUAAUGAGAUUUCUGAUUCUCAGUGACUUUGGCCUCCUGGGCAAGUGGUGGGUGGAAAGUCUCAGAGGUGAGCAGGGGGCAGACCUCACAGGGCACCCUGCAGCUCCCCGCCCGCCGUGCAUCCAUUGUCCCCACGCUUCUGCACACCCUGCUCCCCAGCCCCCUAUGCAGACUGCUUAAAUAGCUCCUUAGUACUCACGUGACAGUGACGGAGGAGGCCCCAGGUUCCUGUUUUAGCCUGUGGUGGCGAAUUUGCAACCACGUGCGUCAGCAGGGCCUGUCCUAGUGAAAUCUCGGCGUUCAACAUCAAAGAUUUCAGCGACUUCAGUGAAGUCUGCGUCCUGCCGCGCCCCCUGCUACUCCCCCCUCCACCACUAGCAGGUGCUCUUCUGAGUAGGGUGUCCGGCUCUCCCUUUCAGAAGACAUCCGUUCCAUUGGGCCGGGCACCCCACAGUUGAAGUGGGACCGCGAACGUGGAUUGCUUGGAUGAAGCCCUAACUGUCUGGUCUGAGAUGGGGAUCGUAACUUCCCCUUUAAGUUUAAAAGUGGUGAUUUUUGCAUUGUUGCAAAAAAAAAAAAAGAACAAAUAGGAAAAGCUUUUGGUAGAUGUAUUCCUUCUGCAGCAGCAACCACUUCUAUAGUGGUCCCACCAAAACUCAGUACAAGCUUAUUCUCUGCAAAUGAUGCUACAAGAGAGGACAGCCCCAAAGGCCCGGAUUCCUAGACGUCACGCAAGGUUGGAAACCCUUUUUUAAAGGGAACACUGGGAGUGUCUGUAACCCGGAGAGCUGACUUUGUUCCGGAGGAGGACGAGCUGGCCCAGGCGUCGGGAACCCACAUCCUAGCUGUGGUUCAUCUGCAGUGACGCCUUGAAUCCACCUCUCUGGGCUGGAAGUUGGGAGACCUGUUUUGAAAAGUCCUAGAUUUAAAAAAUCCAAAGGUUAGCAACCUAGAUUAUCUUUAUAAAAUCUCAGUAAGUGGCCUAUUUGCUUAAAAUAACGUACCUCUGUAUUUCUAAGUGAAUUCCAAAGCUUAAAGCAUUGCUUGCGGCGUUUGUAUCCAAGAAAGGUGCCUAGGGGGGUUUGGUAACAUAAAAGGUAGCAUGUUAGAGGCGUGGGGAUGAAAUCUGGGAGUAGAACGCGGGAGAUCUGCUUCCGAGGGCUCCUGGAACCGAACCGGGCUCCUCGGCCAGCACUGGGGGCAGCUUCCCGGGGGAAGUGCAUCAAAUCGAGGCGUGCAGCUGUGGGGAUAGAUAGCGGUGAUUGACCGGACCUGCCUGCCUCUCCCGUCUUGUUGCUUCCCUCCUUCCCCCCAACGCCACCCCCAAAGCAGACCCAAAAUACUGGACACAGAGAGUCCCCUCGGAGCCCAAGGCCCUUUGCGGUCUAGUACUGGGUCCCUUAUGUCAAAGGCUGGCACGUUGGUGUGGAAUGUCCCUGGGGUGGCCUGGCACUGGUCAGGGCCGUGAGAAAGAGACCAGCCCUUCACCCUUGAAAUUGCACCAUCAAAUAGCUGCCUGUACCAUGUGCAUUGGUGCUGGUCACAUCAGCCAAAGACGCCAUGAAAUUGGGAAAGUGGUCUUGCCCUCUUGUACACGGUUGGGAUGAGUCACUAUGCCUGGAAUCAGGGGUUUGUUCAGGGUGUACUGUACUGGAUGGUAAUAUGUGUUUAUUUUUUUCAAGGUCGGUAAUGUGUGUUUCAGAGUUAAUGCCACAGUUUCUCUCAAGGCCAUGCAAGACUUAAUGGACAAUGUGCGAAAAUUUUUACUGAGAGCUCUAAGAGAACUAUUGAAAACAGUGAAAUGUUAUUUUGUGGUACAAGGGUUAUUUUGUCUACUUAGUAUACACAUAGCUGUAGCUUUGUAAAAGGGGAUCUUUGUAAAACAUGGUGUGAAUGUGCACUCUUAUUUAUUGAUGACUGUAAAUGAAGAUAUAAAUGACUAUUUGCAUAAUUUAUACUUGUGGGAAAUUAACUGGAGUAUUUGCUGACUGUUUUCUAUUAAGGGAUUUUAGGCUUGGUGCUACGAUGAAUGGUCUUGUAAAAUUACAUGUAUUCUUAAGAAAAUUUUUGAGUAUAAAUUUCAUGAACCGAC
Molecule: messenger RNA, 12336 nt
Organism: Phyllostomus hastatus (greater spear-nosed bat)
Lineage: Eukaryota; Metazoa; Chordata; Mammalia; Chiroptera; Phyllostomidae
Gene: CLMN
Product: calmin
Exons: 14
Coding region: 108-3233 (1041 amino acids)
Biological process (GO): negative regulation of cell population proliferation; nuclear migration
Cellular component (GO): cytoplasm; nuclear outer membrane; meiotic nuclear membrane microtubule tethering complex
Molecular function (GO): actin filament binding
Source: RefSeq, a predicted model, not a curated record